Mustela erminea (ermine) is the source of this 3262-nucleotide messenger RNA. RefSeq names its product transmembrane protein 119 (gene TMEM119). The coding region runs from base 169 to 927 and encodes 252 amino acids. The record is from RefSeq and is a predicted model, not a curated record. Lineage: Eukaryota; Metazoa; Chordata; Mammalia; Carnivora; Mustelidae. The transcript is spliced from 3 exons. Gene Ontology annotation, biological process: positive regulation of osteoblast proliferation; ossification; positive regulation of osteoblast differentiation. Gene Ontology annotation, cellular component: plasma membrane.
GGCCCCGCAGCAGCCCCGGGACGGGAGGCGGGAGGAGGGAAGCGGGAGGCGGGGGCAGGAGGGGGGCGGCGGCGCCAGCCGGAGCAGCGGCAGCUGGCACUCUCUGUCGCUCCACCUGGUGGGAGCACCCAGGCCUGAGCGCGGAAGGACGGACUGGUCUCCGACAGGAUGGUGUCGGCGGCAGUGCCCAGGCUGGUGGUCUCUCUGUUGCUGCUCCUCAGGGCGCUGCCCAUGGUGGCCUACUCUGCAACCCUGCAGGCCGCCUAUCUGGAGGACACAGGGGGCAGCGGGGAGGCCGAGGGCUCGUCGGCCUCGUCCCCGAGCCUCCCACCGCCCCGGACGCCGGCCCUCAGCCCCACGUCGCUGGGGCCCCCGCCCACGCCCCUGGAAGGCCCCAAGCCCCCCACCAACUUCCUGGACGGCAUCGUGGACUUCUUCCGCCAGUAUGUGAUGCUCAUCGCCGUGGUGGGCUCCCUGGUGUUCCUGCUCAUGUUCAUUGUCUGCGCCGCGCUCAUCACCCGCCAGAAGCACAAGGCUUCGGCCUACUACCCCUCGUCUUUUCCCAAGAAGAAGUAUGUGGACCAGAGUGACCGGGCCGGCGGCCCGCGGGCCUUCAGUGAGGUCCCCGACCGGGCUCCCGAUGGCCGGCCCGAGGAGGCUCUGGAUUCAUCCCAGCAGCUCCAGGCUGACAUCCUCGCUGCCACCCAGAACCUCAAGUCCCCCGCCAGAGCGGCGCUGGGGGGCGGAGACGGAGCCCGGAUGGAGAGCGAGUCCGAGGGAGAGGAGAGCGGAGGCCGGGAGGCGGACCAGGAGGCCCAGGGACGUGGGAGCCCCGCAGCAGAGGAGAAACCAAAACCGGAGGGGCAGGAGGAGCCAAGCCCCGUGGUAGAGGAAGGAGUGUGGGAGGCUGGCCAAGGCCAAGCCUAGAAGUCCCCUGCUCUCCCCGACAGCACCCACCCAGACUCCCCUGCGCUCAACACUACUCCUAACUGCUCACAGCUCAUGAACAUCUGUGACGUCCCGGGCCCUGCUCUGAGCCCUGAAUGUCAUUUACUUGUUGAGACUCCCAACCGGGGAGAGGGACCCGCUGUUGUUCUCAUGUCACAGAGGGGGCGUCCGUUGCCUAGGUCCCAGAGCCAGGAUCCCAGCCCCACCGUCUGAUUCUGGAGUGAGUCCUCCACGGCUUGGACAGCUGCUUGGAUGAAUGAAUGAAGCCUUUGCGCAGGAGAGACCAAGGCCUCACUCCUGCUUACAGGCCCUCCAGGGUGCUCCCACAUUUUUGACAGAGUUACCAGAGGGGCCUUCUGUGGGCACACAUCUGGCGGGGCACCAGCGGAGGGCGAGCCUGGGGGGAGGUGGGCUGAGGGCCUGUAUAGGCUGGGGCUGGGCAAGGGGGAGACCUGAACUGGAGGGUGGGUGUGGGGGGCUCCACUGUUCCCAGGGAUCCGGGAAUCUGCCAGGUCUGAACAGGCCCCCACUGUCCCAGGGCUUGUAAAACCACACAGCUGCCCUCAGCCUGGGGGUCUGUUCCCGGGCCAGGCCUGCUGCUUCUCUCCCUAGAAAACGAAGGGGAGGGGGAACAAAAUCACCUAAAGACACAGCCUCUAGCUCAGCGUGGAAAUGGGGCCUUCUGGGGAAGUGUGCUGGGGGUCUGUGGGGUGCUGGAGGGACUUCUUCCAUGUGCUGUCACUUUCUCUGAUCAGCCCGAGGGGCUGGGCAUUCGCUGGCUGGGGGUGAUGUCUAAGGCAGGAGCAGGAGGGGCAGAACUCAGGUCUCAGGGCACAUCGUCUUGAACCCUCUUGGGGUGAUUUAUGUAGUUUGGGCCUGGGGUGCAGGGACUGAGGAGGGGGAGACUGCCAGUGUCCAUGCCAGCUCUACCCCUUUUUAGCUGUGCGGCCUUGGGUGAAUGGCCUCACCUCUCUGGGCUUUCAUUUCCUUGAGCAUAAAGAGAUGAUCCUACUCUACCUGGCAGGGGUCUCAGCCAGCAGGCUGGGGUUGUCCGAGAGCUUUGUAAUGUCGUAACUCCCGGGCACCACCCAGACCAUUUAUUUAUUUAUUUGUUUUAUUUAUUCCUUCCUUCCUUAUUCAUUGAUUCAUUCAGGGCUUGAACUCAUGCCCCCAAGUUCAAGAGUCAUGGCCUCUACCGACAGAAUUAGCAAGGCACCCCCCUCACCCAGACCGAUGACAUCAGAGUGUCCGAGGGUAUGGCAGGGCAACUGUCAUGGCCUGGGGGGCUGUCCACCACUGUCCCCCCAACACGGGGCCAGGUCCUGGCACGCAGUAGGUGCCCUGCGAGUGCGCAUGUGUGCAUGCGUCUGCGGCUGAGGGAAGCCCUCUGUGCCAGUGCACCCGUGUCCCCUCUUAACCCUCCCCACACUCCCUACAGAGACAUGAGCAAUCUCAUGAUCCCCUACUUUGCAGAUGAGGAAACAGGGUGCAGAGGCUUGGCCCAUGUCACACAGAUGGGCAUAACUGGGAUUUGAACCCCAGGCCUGGCCAGCUCCUUAAGUGGGGCUUUUCGCCCUGAGCCUCCUGCUUCAUGUUAAGAACCUGUUUGUGGGUGCAAAGGCUGAGCCUUGAUACUGGUGUUGGGUGUCUGUUGCAUUUCAUCACAGGGCCCACCCUCCCCCUCGGGGUGUUGGCCGUGACUGCCCAGUGCUGGGGGGCCCUCCUGUCUCUGUGCUCAUGCAUAGAGCCUCGGGCCCCCCGAGUCUGUCCCAGCUGGUAUUAAUCAGCAACACAGGUUCCAAAGUGCCCAAAGAGCAGCUGCCAGGGUCAGAGACUCUGGUUCCCAGCCUCAGACUCUAGUGAGCACCUACUGUGUGCCAGGUACUGAGAACAAAUCAUUGGCUGUAAAUGAGAGGAGGAGAUGAAUCAAAGAAUCAUCUAGAUGCAGUCACGGUGAUUGGUAACAGGAAGGGCUGCCAUAUAUAAAUGCACUCUGGUGCGCGUCUGGCGCUUUCCUGACGCCAGAUUUUCCGCUCUAUGGAGGCAUAAUUGACACGCAGUAACUGCACGUAUUUAAAAUGUGCAACUUGAUAAUUUGGAUAGAUGAGUAAAUUCAUGAAGCCAUCGUCAGUCAAGAUAACAGACAUAUCCAUCUCCUCUGACCAUCUCCUCCUACCUCUUUGCAAUCUCUGUGGGCUGUUCCCCCCCAACCUCCGUCCCUAGACCACUAUUGAUCUGCCCUCUGUCCUUAUGACUCAUUUUUAUUUUCUGAAAUUCUAUAAAUGGAAUCAUAUAGGGACGCCUGGGUGGUCAA